AUCGCACCUCGAUCAUCAUGUCUUUAACGGCCUCCGGGGCUACAGCACAGACUCAGAAGAAUGCCAAUAGAAUAUCAAAUCCUCAGCGACUCCUGGUGCUGACACCACAUGCGCAUUCCCAGACCACCAUCCCACCCUUUCUGCACAGCUUGACCGGGAAUCCGGUUCCCCCGCCAGGAGUACAAAAUGAUCCCCCGCCAAACGAAGAAACCAGCGAAGGACCGGGACAUCAAUCAACCGCAACGUUCGCCGGCUACUCCACCCACCCACCAUUGCCCCUAAACACCAAAUACUACUCAGCCGAUAUCCCAAUAUGGGUAGACGAAAUUCCUAUCCCAGCAGUCUCUUCUCCCGCCUCAUUACAAUCCCAGACAUCCCAAGCAGAACAAGAAAAUAACACGCCAUCCACCUGGUCCGCCACCUUCCUCGCUCCGCCAGCCGCCGAAGUCCGCGCCGCCAUUGGCGCGAUACUUAUCUUGCUCCAAAAGCCGGUCAGCGUGAGUUCGGCGGUACCGAGCGGGGAAGCGACGGUGGAAAGAGAGCGGGUGCGUGAGGGUAUAGCUGCGUUGAAGACUGUGGUCAAAGCUGUGGCGGAUGUAAAGAGGAAGAUUGAGGAGGAGAGAGGGGAUAGCGGGAUAGGUGACGUGCCGGGACUGGUGAUCUUGGUUGGAAGCGAGGAUAAAAAGGGGAGUAAGCGAUUGGGAGAGAAUUUUGAAGAUGCCUCUCUAGGUGGUGGGGAGGACGGAGGGCUGAGAGAGAUGGCGGAGUAUGGAGUGAGAUGGUGGGAUGAGGAGCUGACUGGGAUGGGAAUAUAUGAUUUUGAAGUUGUGGGCUGGGAUCCUGCUGGGGCUGAGACUGAGGGAGAGAAGAGAAGGAAUGAAUUUGGAGAGCUUGAAGGGAUGCCGAGGAUACGGGAGGUCCUCGAGACCAAUGAAUGGGCUAUGGCUUCCAGCAUCGGGGAUGAUCUAGAUUCUGCUUCUGGUUUCCUGGAGGAUCUGGAUGACGACAGGCUAGACUUAGAAAUUGGCGAACUCGAGCGGGAAAUGGUUGGGCUGCGGAUGGCAAUUGAGAACGGCGGAGGUGACGGUGCCGACUUGGAAGGGGAAGAUUUUGAUGAAGACGAUCUGAAGGUCGAGCAAAUGGAGGGAUUAAUGCUCAGAGUACAAGCCAUCAAAGAUAUGGGAGCUGAUCUCCCCGACUCGGAACGGAGGACAUUUGCAGCCAAAGCAAUCAGGGAUAUCAUGAAAGACUUAUGAUCAAUGUCCGAACAUUUCACGAGAACAUUAGGUUGCAUGUUAUUUCCUCCACCUUUAUCCGUACACUCCUAACAACCCAUACCAACAGACUUCCUCGUGCUCCGAUACCGUUUUGAUCGAUGCACACCAUGUACCCAUGUCUCUCAAAUGUCUUUGCAGUAACCCAAAUGAAAAAUCACUUUCUAUCGUACAAACUGCUGCGUCCGAUGCAGAAUUCCGGAGAAUCGCAUAUGUAUGCAUCGUCUCAGGUGGCUUUUUUUGCCGCGGCUUUCAUAACCUUUCGUCUUUGAGCCAUCAUAUGCGUGUACAAGAUGUACGAGCCUAUAUUUGAAUCAGAAACCCUAUGCUCCGCAA
Molecule: messenger RNA, 1610 nt
Organism: Coccidioides immitis RS
Lineage: Eukaryota; Fungi; Ascomycota; Eurotiomycetes; Onygenales; Onygenaceae
Exons: 4
Coding region: 18-1256 (412 amino acids)
Biological process (GO): vesicle-mediated transport
Molecular function (GO): protein-macromolecule adaptor activity
Source: RefSeq, a predicted model, not a curated record